CCUGCUUCAUCUCUUCAAGAAAGUGAACAUAAACUAAAAUACGGAGAGAGAGAGGCAGAGAGAGAAAAAGCUCCCUGAGGAGGGAAAGCCCCAGCAGUCAGUAGCUGUUUGGAUUUGCCUGGUGCUGCCUUUCUUGCUUUGCUCCCAAGGAAUACCUUUAAUGGGAUCAAUUGCUUCAGUUCCUUUAUAACCAAGUCCACCGGAAAGGCAGCCUCAACAUAUUAUGGGCAACUGUGUGAAGUCUCCUCUGAGAAACCUCUCUAAAAAGAUCCGCCAUGACGAGAAGACGAGCUAUAAAGCUGUCCAGACGAGCGAAGAGGGGUCGUCGGCUGGCGAUUACCAGGGUCCGCUCAUGGUGCUGGCCCAGAACUGCGCCGUCAUGCACAACCUGCUGGGGCCAGCAUGCAUCUUCCUGAGGAAGGGCUUCGCAGAAAACAGGCAGCCUGAUAGAGAACUGCGUCCGGAAGAAAUUGAAGAAUUAAGAGAAGCCUUUAAGGAGUUUGAUAAAGACAAGGAUGGGUUUAUUAACUGCAGGGACCUGGGGAACUGCAUGCGGACCAUGGGCUACAUGCCUACUGAGAUGGAGCUAAUAGAGCUCUCCCAGCAGAUCAACAUGAACUUGGGUGGCCAUGUGGAUUUUGAAGAUUUUGUUGAGCUGAUGGGACCAAAACUUCUAGCAGAGACUGCAGACAUGAUUGGUGUAAAAGAACUCCGUGAUGCCUUCAGAGAGUUUGACACCAAUGGUGAUGGGGAGAUCAGCACCAGUGAGCUGCGAGAAGCCAUGAAGAAACUUUUAGGGCAGCAGGUGGGUCACCGGGAUAUUGAAGAGAUCAUCCGGGACGUGGAUCUGAAUGGAGAUGGACGUGUUGAUUUUGAAGAGUUUGUUCGCAUGAUGUCCCGUUGAAGAUUAUUCUCAGCUAAAGAAGAAUCAGCACCUUAGAGAGGGCAGAAGAGGACCUAGAUGGAGCAUCUAGCCCCGAUGUUCCUACAUGAAGGUUUAUCGGCUGGCUGCAAUUAGGACAUUGCAAGAUGACCUGCUGCUCCUCCCUCAUGGUGGUCCCCAUGCCCCUCCACCCUUUCACACUGUGAAAGACUUGCAACUUCCUACAACUGGAACCAUUCCUUGAAGAUGAUUGCAGGAAACUGCAGAGCCAGGACUUGCCAUGAUGCUUUCAUGGGAUAUUUGCAACUUUAGACUCCUCCUCCCCAGCUUUAUUCUCCCACCAGCUGCUGCAAAGCAAAAGCAGGAGAAAUCCUCUUGGCUAGGUGGAUGAGAGCAAAGCCAUUGGGACUGGUGGCGGCCUCAGGGCGUGCUCUGCACUUCUUGGUUUCCCUUGGUGAACCGUGUCUGUGUUUGCUGUCUCAGUGUGUGUCUAUCUGUGUGGAGUUAUUUAUGCUUCCCCAACACUUAUUUGCAUCUCCUGUGGUUAUGUUUACCAAGAGUAAAUUCAAAUAUAUGUCUUGCAGGGGGGAAAGUGAUAAAUAUGCACGUUGAAAUGAUGUGGAGCCUGGAUUGUCCCUGUGAGAGGUGGUGGCUGGGCUGGGGGAGAAGGGCUUGGGCAGAUGCACUCGCCAGUGUCUGCACCAGGAUCCAGAAGCAAGCCCUUGCCUCAGAUAGGGGAGUCAGUGCUGGCUGCUAAGUCUGUGUCAGGAGUCUGCCCUCCCUCCCACUGUCCCCAUGGCUAAGGCACCUGGAGGUGCCUCACAGUGAGAGCAGUGCGAAGGGUCCCCAUCUCUGCAUCCCCUCCACUGGCAUGGGCACAGGUGAGAGCCCUUGAAGUAUUGUGGGAAGGACCAAUGGGAGAAAGGGCCCAGAGGGGAGCAGGGUGGGAAGGGGAUAUGCAGCAAAACCUCACCCCUUUUCAGAUAAUUUUGAACACAACUGUGAAGACAUGUAUGGUGGGGCCAUUCUGUGGGGGCUGAGCUGUAACUCCAUGGUGCUGAGGAUUGUCUGGGAGCCUCCUUGUGUGGCAGUGCCCUGCUCUCCACCCUCUUCGCACUCAGAAAUGGUGCAUGUCACUGCAGCAGUGACAACAGCAGUCUCCAGGCCCUACCAGCUGCUUCCAGACACAUCAGAUCUUAUCCUCCUUUCUCCAAGCUGCUCCCAAACUACCACUCCCUUCCCCUACUCUACCAGACCUACAGUUGUCUCCUUUCUCUAUGCAAAGGCCCAGUCACAAGUUGCCAGGAUUAAUUUCUGCUUGGCUUCAAAGGGCACCAUCAUCACUGUGUGUUUCUUGGUGUGACUGGGAGCUGUUUUCCUCUUGGUUGCCUCCUUACUCAAACUGGGAGGUCAAGGACUAAUAUCCUCCUGCUUCCUCCAUCUCAAAUCUUUUGCUUCCGAGGUUUUCUUUCAGAUUCUUGGGGUCCACAAAUCCAUGUCACAAAGGAAGAUUUUCUCUUCUGCUUUCCUGUGCCAACAAGCAUAGCUGUAGUGAUGGCUGAUGCUCCAGUGAUGGAAAAACAAUGUUUCUCCUUA
Molecule: messenger RNA, 2479 nt
Organism: Cyanistes caeruleus (blue tit)
Lineage: Eukaryota; Metazoa; Chordata; Aves; Passeriformes; Paridae
Gene: CABP1
Product: calcium binding protein 1
Cellular component (GO): cytoplasm
Molecular function (GO): calcium channel regulator activity; calcium ion binding
Source: RefSeq, a predicted model, not a curated record